UCAGUUGCUUUGCUAACCAGCCCAGCUGCUCACCUCACCGUUCGUCUGCGCUACGGUGCGAGUUGCGUGUCCCUGUGUGUGUGCGUGUCAAGCACAUCAUCAACACGCCAUCCAGCCAGCCCAGAGCAAGUAGAUAGGUGAAGAGCAGUGAAGUGAAGGGAAGCAAUCAGCCCGCAGUGUAGUUGGUGUGGAGAUUGGUUGAAGUGAGUGAAGCCGAAGUUCAGUUUUUUUGCCCCUGCGGAAGAAUCCACAUCACAAUCGAUCCGCUCUCCGUCAAUCCUGUCUGUGGUGCUCCUCCAUGUUGUUGGCAGUGCUUAGCAACAUAAAGAAAAUCGAUAAGCAACCUUGAAAACAGAGCCUACUACUGCGGAGUUGCGUGUGAUCUCAUUCGUGCGGGAAGCAAAACAAAUUCGCCAUUUCGAAGGCUUCGGAAAGUGUCCCUCCAUCGUUCGCUCGCGCAUUAACUACGGAAUAACGCCAUUUCCGUUUGAAGUUUAUCUUUGUGACCUGGUGAAAGUGCUCGCAAAAUGUGUAAAACGCCACUGAUUGCAGACGUAGAAGUAUCUGCCCACGGAAUCGUCAGUGAAAAGACUGCGUUUACGUCAUACUUCUGGGCUCUUAUCAGUCGCUGAAUGGCCGCUGACAGCAGCUGCUAUCCGGAAACAAAUCCAAACCCGCGAAGUGUUUCACCGUGACCGUCGUUGUCAGUCCGCCACGAACUGUCCACCUGCUUGACCCAUCCGUCGAACCGGAGGGCAGGUCAUCGUGUUCGCUUUCAGUUGGAUUUUUUCCUCUUCCUGUAUAUAAUGUACAUAGGCGAGCCGAAAACUAUUUUCCUUUUCAAUCAAUAAUACAAGAAGAUUGCAUCCGCAAAAAAAAAGAAUAAACAAAGGAUAAAUCACGAGCGGAGGACACCCGUUGCUUCGUUGGAAAUUGUCUAAUAAUAAUAGUAAUAAAUUCAAAACCCACAUCAACACAAAUCACGCACACCGAGAGCAUCACAUCACGAAAUCACCAGUUCAUCCAGUCGGACAAAGGUGGAGCAAGAGUAAACCACCCAAUCGCACAAGUCAAAUCUACAGCGCAGCAUAUUUACCAGAAGAACACUGAACGAGCAUCUCUGUAGUCUAGUCGUGCUUGUAACGGGGCAGCAGCGAGAGUAACGAAGAAACCAGUGACCGGACCGGACCAGACCAGACAUAUUCGCACCCGUCUUGCCGACCCGUUAGAACAUACGGCAAAAUUGCGCCAAACGAUAAGCAGCAACAGCAGACCAAACCGUCAAAGUCGCCUUCGUCGUCGCCACCAGGAGAGAUGGCAUCGGCCCUGAAAGCUCCCACGGCACCGGCCGGUGCCGGUGGUGGCAAACUGAGUUGGAUGUCCCACGUCAAAUACGAACAUCUGAUGGCCGGAGUUUCCGGCGGUGUGACCUCCACACUGUUACUGCACCCGUUGGAUCUGAUCAAAAUUCGCUUUGCAGUAAACGAUGGCAGAACAGCAACACUGCCUCAGUACCGAGGUCUGACCGGAGCGUUUCUCACCAUUUUCCGGCAGGAAGGCUUCCGAGGUCUCUACAAAGGAGUCACACCGAACAUCUGGGGCUCGGGAAGCGCAUGGGGAUUCUAUUUUCUUUUCUACAAUUCCAUCAAGACGUGGAUCCAGGAUGGCAACACGGCCCAACCCUUGGGACCGGGAAUGCACAUGCUAGCGGCUGCUGAAGCUGGCGUCCUAACCCUAGUGAUGACCAAUCCGAUCUGGGUGGUAAAGACGCGGCUGUGUUUGCAGUUAAACGGACCCGGCCAACAGGGCUAUGCCGGUAUGGUGGAUGGACUGAAGAAAAUCUAUAGAACCGAAGGCAUCCGGGGGUUGUACAGUGGAUUCGUACCCGGAAUGUUGGGAGUGUCACACGGAGCACUUCAAUUCAUGACGUACGAAGAGAUGAAGAACCGCUACAAUCAGAAACGGAAGCGGCCAAUUGAUGCUAAGCUGACCACCGUAGAGUAUUUAACGUUUGCCGCCAUCUCGAAGCUAAUUGCUGCUGCAGCCACCUAUCCAUACCAGGUGGUGCGGGCCCGAUUGCAGGACAACAAUCAUAAGUAUAAGGGCACCUGGGACUGCAUCAAGCUGACUUGGAGAUUUGAAUCGUGGCGUGGCUUCUAUAAAGGGCUCGGUCCGAACUUGUUGCGCGUAAUGCCGGCGACGAUGAUUACAUUCGUUACCUACGAGAACGUGUCGCGCUAUCUGUUGGCCUUCAGAAAGUCGUAGAUUAGAGAGUAGACGACUUCUUAUCUAUAGUGUUACGUUAAAGCUAUGAUAGGUACGAGUUAGUAAGGCAGACAAAACGUAAUUGCCCAAGUUUCUAGUUUAAAUGUCAUUGCUCGAUCGUUUCGCAAUUGGUCGAAACGAUUGCUUCCAGCACUGCAGUGACAAUCCCACAUCUGGACUGCAUUGAGAAAGGGGAAGCUUUUGAAAAGCGGAUCCUUUCCACUGGACGAAGCCAAAAUUAUUGAGUAAGAAAUCAGUUUGCCAUAGGUAAUAGCAAUGCGAUUAUACGGCGGUUAACGGCAUUGAAUGCCACAUUUAGUUUUGUUUGGUUUGUUCCUAUAAUAGUAGAAAAAUAGGUUUAGGUGAUAAUCCACCCCAGUGGAAUGAUAUGGAUUAGCUCCUGGAGCGUCUCGGUUCGAGACAAGGUGCAAACUAGGAUUGUCAAUCCGAUUUAAAUGAACAGUUUUAUUGCUCUAGUACACGCCAGUUUUCAUUACAAACAA
Messenger RNA from Armigeres subalbatus, 2768 nucleotides. Its product is annotated as solute carrier family 25 member 32. Gene Ontology annotation, cellular component: mitochondrion. The coding region runs from base 1315 to 2265 and encodes 316 amino acids. The transcript is spliced from 7 exons. Gene Ontology annotation, biological process: folate import into mitochondrion; nucleotide transport. The record is from RefSeq and is a predicted model, not a curated record. Lineage: Eukaryota; Metazoa; Arthropoda; Insecta; Diptera; Culicidae. Gene Ontology annotation, molecular function: FAD transmembrane transporter activity; folic acid transmembrane transporter activity.